Molecule: messenger RNA, 2073 nt
Organism: Wallemia ichthyophaga EXF-994
Lineage: Eukaryota; Fungi; Basidiomycota; Wallemiomycetes; Wallemiales; Wallemiaceae
Product: putative methionine--tRNA ligase, cytoplasmic
Exons: 4
Coding region: 1-2073 (690 amino acids)
Biological process (GO): methionyl-tRNA aminoacylation
Cellular component (GO): cytosol; aminoacyl-tRNA synthetase multienzyme complex
Molecular function (GO): methionine-tRNA ligase activity; ATP binding
Source: RefSeq, a predicted model, not a curated record
AUGACGACGUAUAACGAGCAAGUGGAGAGGAAAUUAGUCGAAAAGGACAAAGUUAUACUUCCAGAGGAUGACAGGGAAAAUGUGCUCAUCACAUCUGCACUGCCUUACUGCAACAAUGUACCGCACUUGGGAAAUGUGAUUGGCAGUACACUCAGCGCAGACGUAUUUGCUAGAUUUAACAGAGUUAGAAAUCGCAACACUCUCUACGUUUGUGGUACUGACGAGUACGGUACGGCAACAGAGACGAAGGCUAUCGAAGAUGGCAUCACUCCGAAGGAAUUGUGUGACAAGUUCACAGCCAUCCACAAGCAGGUCUACGAUUGGUUUGAAAUUGAGUUUGAUAAAUUUGGGCGCACUUCCACAGAUAAGCAAACGGAGAUUGUUCAAGACUUCUACAAGAACAUUAGAAGCAACAAUCUCCUUGUCAAGUCUACCAGGGAACAAAUCUAUUCCGUCGAAGAAGACAAAUUCUUGGCUGAUAGAUUCGUUGAAGGUACUUGUCCAUACUGUCAAGCAGACGACGCUCGUGGUGAUCAAUGUGACAAGUGUUCGCGUACUUUUGAUAGUCCACUCGAAUUACAAUCCCCAAGGUCUAAAAUGAAUCCAAAUUCACAGCUCGUAACUCGUCCAACUGCUCAUAUGUACCUGGAUUUGGGUAAAUUGCAGCCAUCAUUAGAAGGUUGGUUGAAAGACACUGCAAAGCAAUACAACUGGCCUGCAAACAUUAUCAUCAACUCAGAUAGAGAGAUUGUCGAGGCUAGAAUGAAAGCUGGUCUUCAACCUUCUGCAAUCACUCGUGAUCUUAAGUGGGGCGUCCCUGUACCAGCCGUAGGAGAUGCUGAGGAAGACGCUGAAAUGGCUGGAAAGGUCAUGUAUGUCUGGAUGGAUGCUCCAAUUGGUUAUAUCUCCAUCACUGCAAAUUACACCGAUCAGUGGCAGAAAUGGUGGUUAAAUCCAAAGAACGUCAACUUAUACCAAUUUAUGGGCAAGGAUAACGUAUAUUUCCAUUUGUGUUUCUUCCCUUCCUUGUUGUUAGCAGAUGGACGUGACUGGACUAGACUCAAGUACAUUUCAUCGACAGACUAUCUCCAAUAUGAAGGUGGAAAGUUCAGUAAAUCAAAGGGUGUUGGUGUAUUUGGUAACAGUGCUAAGGAAACAGGCUUGUCACCAUCCGUAUGGAGAUACUUCUUACUCAGUCGUCGUCCCGAAUCUGGUGACACUGAGUUCACAUGGAGUGACUUUGUCAGUGCGAACAACAACAACUUACUCAAGAAUUUCGGAAACUUUGUCAAUAGAGUUCUCAAGUUCACCGCUGCCAAAUUCGACAGUCUUGUGCCUGGUGAAGCUCAAGACACUAAUCUCAUCUUUUCAGAUGAUUCCGAAUUCAUGGCACGUAAAAAUAGCUUCGUUAAGGAUAUCAAUGAGAUUCUGAAAAGAUACAUUGACUCUAUGGAGCGCGCACAUCUGCGAUCUGGCUUGGAGGAUGUCCUUGCACUGUCCAGACGUGGUAAUGAGUGGAUACAAGAGAACAAGCUCGACAAUGCGCUUUUGGCUGAGCACCCACGUAGAGCUCAGAGAACAAUACUGGUAGCUAUUAAUCUCAUCUACAUACUUAGCGCAGCUGUGCACCCAUUCAUGCCAUCAACCUCAGAAUCAAUCAUAAAUCAAUUGAACGCACCACCACGCACUCUACCAGAAACAUUCGCCAUAGAUCUUUACCCAGGACACAGAAUUGGAACACCAAGCAUUCUAUUCACUCGUAUAGAUGAGAAGAUGGAAGACGUCUGGAGAAAGAAGUUUGGUGGUAUGCAAAGCGAGGAGCCAAAACCAGAAUUGUCGAAAAAGCAGCUGGCCAAGCAAGCAAAAGCAGCGAAAGCAGCCAAGGAGGUAGUGAAAGUGCCAGAUACACCAGAAGCAAAGGUAUUGAAUGAUAGUAUCUUAGCUCAGGGUGAUCGGAUCCGUGACGUCAAGUCAGGCUCAAUCAAUGAUGCAGAUCUUGAUAAAGAAGUAGCGCAUUUGAAGCAGCUUAAGAAUGAUAUGGAAGCAAUGAUAAAGAAGUUAGAAUCCAUGUAA